Molecule: messenger RNA, 1398 nt
Organism: Populus euphratica (Euphrates poplar)
Lineage: Eukaryota; Viridiplantae; Streptophyta; Magnoliopsida; Malpighiales; Salicaceae
Product: GDSL esterase/lipase At4g10955-like
Exons: 4
Coding region: 241-1272 (343 amino acids)
Biological process (GO): lipid metabolic process
Source: RefSeq, a predicted model, not a curated record
AGAGUCUGUGCUCUGAUGUGCCAACAACCACUACUAAGACACACCAUCUCCCACCUUAAAAACUUUUAAAGAAAGGAGAGUAAACGUAUCAUCAGAUCUGCUCUUCCUUUGAAUUAAUCCAGCUUCAUCUACUUCGAAAUAUUGCAUGUUCAACACUUUGUUUGUUCCAGUAAAACUUGCCGUCAGUGGCGUCGUGGUGGAUAUCAAGAAGCGGCAGCAGCAACAUCUACAUUUGGUAUUAUGGCCUCUGAGAGGGAAGAGUUUAGCAUCUCAGGACCCUUACAUCUAACUGUUGUUGACUGGAAAAAUGCACAUCAUCGAAGAUCUGUUGCUGCCAGUUUGGUUCAGGGUGUCUGCAUCCUAGAGCGGGACCGCCAGCUAAAACGUCAAGGUUCCCAAGCUCUUGCUCCUCCAUGGUGGGAGUUUUUUCACUUCCAGUUGAUUCGUCAACUUGUGGAUGAUGUGGAUUCCUCCAUUUUUGGUGCUAUUUAUGAAUUCAUGCCACCAGAAUCUCAUUAUCACAAUUCAGUAGAUGAAAGCCCUCGUUAUGUAAUUGCCUUCCGUGGCACCAUAACCAAGCCAGGGUCUGUGUCACGGGACCUUGAGCUGGACGUCUGCAUUAUCAGAAAUGGACUCCAUGAGACAUCUCGGUUUGAGACUGCUAUCCAGGCAGUCCGAAAUGUGGUUGCUACAGUAGGCAAAUCAAAUGUCUGGCUAGCCGGCCAUUCCCUAGGAGCAGCAAUGGCAUUGCUUGCUGGAAAGACCAUGGCCAAGACAGGCAUCUUUCUUCAAGCAUUUCUCUUUAAUUCACCAUUCAUCUCUGCCCCAAUUGAAAGGAUCAAAGAUAAGCGAGUGAAACAUGGACUCCGGAUUGCAAGCAGUGUGAUAACAGCAGGACUCGCUCUUGCUACAAAGAAGAGCUAUCAGAAUAGUCGAUCUGCUGACCCAUUUGCUACUCUUUCUGCUUGGGUCCCGUUUCUAUUUGUCAAUCCAGGCGAUCACUUUUGCUCAGAAUAUAUUGGGUAUUUUGAGCACAGGAAGAAGAUGGAUGGUAUUGGAAUUGGAGCUAUUGAGAGAUUAGCAACCCAGAAUUCACUCGGCGGUCUUCUCAUGAGUGCAAUGGGUAGGGAGUCAGAACCACUCCACCUCAUCCCUUCAGCAAAUCUAAUCGUAAAUUUGACUCCUUGUCAGGAUUUUAGAGAAGCCCAUGGAAUUCACCAGUGGUGGAGACCUGAUCUGCAAAUAAAAUCCAAGCUCUACAACUACAAAUAGUUUGGUUGAAUCUGUGUAUAGAUGGUGUCUCUUAUCUUGUAUUUGUUCGUGUUAUUGGAGGAAGGAUUAUUAAAAAUCGGUUCAUCACCAUAACUAUUUCAAGCUUGUUGCUGAAUUAUUUUGUCA